AUGAAUGGUCCAGUUCGACGACAUUUUCGACAAAUUAUGCCACAACAUCCUAGUGAUACAUCAUUAUCAAUUACUGAUCGAUUGGAACAACGUAAUGGCGUCACAGUUAGUCCUCGAACAAUUCGUGAAGCUGGUCUUAACGAAAACUACCAUCCAGUUCACGCAAGAGUUCACUGGCAGAUAAACGAACAGCAAGCUGCACGUCGAUUUCAGUGUUUCUAUGCAAACAGAUCAAAGUACUGGCAGAAUAUCAUUUUUUCCGACGAAAAGAACUUUCAAGUGGAUGAAACUGGUACUUUUUACGGGAUUCCUAUUAGUGCUCCUCGACCAAGAACAUUUGUAGGUUAAGUAAAGUAUAGUAUUAACAUAUUUCGAGCAGUUUGGUACAACCAUCGAUCUCGUUUGGUGUUUACUCAAAGUUCCAGUAAUUCUAUCACAUAUUUACAACACGUACAACUUGCCAUUGGUCAUUAUGUUCGAAAUUUGCAUGGUUAUUCAUUUAUUCAUGAUCACACCACCUGGGACCAUACAAAUGUGAUACAUAAUUUGAUGACUGCUAACGGUAUUUCUUGUAUAGAUGAUUGUCAUUCAGUCAGCCCUGAAGUUAAUGCUAUAGAACCGGUUUGGGGCUGGAUGAAUCGAUACGUACAAUUUCGUCAUCCAAGGUCACAGCAGAAUUUAGAAAAGUUGUUCAAAGAAGCCUGGCAACGAAUUCCUAUCACCAUUAUACAAGGCUACAUACCACAUAUUCAUACUAUCGUCCAACAAAUCAUUAAUGGUCAAGGCUGGGACAUCGACGCAUAAUAUGUGAACGAGAUUUUGUUCUUAUUGUCAGAGAAUAUAUUCAAUAAAAUACAUGUAACCAUAUGCCUAAACUAGGAAUAAUCACUGAUUAGAAGAGAGA
Molecule: messenger RNA, 904 nt
Organism: Rotaria sp. Silwood2
Lineage: Eukaryota; Metazoa; Rotifera; Eurotatoria; Philodinida; Philodinidae
Source: the annotation of a GenBank genome assembly